CAGCUGCAGCAUGUCUGUGAGCUGUGGACCACUGGGAACAUCUCUGACUCAGGAGAUCCUCAGAUCCCUGGGCCUUGCCGACAAGACUGCGGCCUGGGGAACCCUGGGCACCCUCAGGACGUUCUUGAGCUUCAGUGUGGACAAGGAUGUACAAAGACUGCUGAAGGCCAUUGCAGGCCAAGGUGUGGACUGCAGUACCAUUGUGGAUGUACUGACCAAUCGCAGCAGAGAGCAAAGACAGCUCAUUUCUCGAGCCUUCCAAGAGCGCACCAAACAGGAUCUAUUGAAGUCCUUGCAAGCAGCACUCUCUGGCAACCUGGAGAAGAUCGUGGUGGCUCUCCUACAGCCUGCAGCCCAAUUUGAUGCCCAGGAGUUGAGGACAGCCUUGAAGACCUCUGGUUCUGCUGAAGAUGUAGCCUUGGAAAUCCUGGCCACCCGAGCAGCGCCCCGACUGCAGGAGUGCCUGGCAGUGUAUAAACAUGAUUUCCAGGUGGAGGCUCAGGAAGAUAUCAGGACGGAGACCAAUGGCAUCCUGCAGGACCUGCUUCUGGCCCUGAGCAAGGGGGCUCGUGAGAGCUACUCUGGAGUCAUUGAUUACAACUUGGAGGAACAAGAUGUGCAGGCGCUCCAGCAGACUGGAGAACCCAGUGCAGGUCAAUGGGUCCUGCUCUUUACACAGCGCAGUCCCGAACACCUCAUCCGAGUGUUUGAUCUGUACCGGAGAUGCACUGGCCAAGAACUGGAGGAUGCUAUCCGGAACUGUUUCCAUGGAGACGCCCAGCGGGCUCUGAUCAGCCUAGCUUCCAUGAUGAGAAACACAGCACUGUACUUUGCUAACAAACUCCACCAAGCCCUCCAGGAAACUGAGCCCAAUUUCCGAGUGCUGAUGCGGGUCCUUAUCUCCCGAAGCGAGAGUGACCUUCUAAGCAUUCGGGCUGAGUUCAAGAAGAAAUUUGGGAAGUCUCUCUAUUCUUCUCUCCAGGAUGCAGUUGGAGGGGAUUGUCGUUCAGCCCUCCUGGCCCUGUGUAGAGCAGAAGAUAUCUGAGACCUUCCCCACCCACCCUGACAUGACAUUCAGAAAUCUGAGGUUCCCCAUAUUUGGUUGAACAC
Molecule: messenger RNA, 1110 nt
Organism: Rattus rattus (black rat)
Lineage: Eukaryota; Metazoa; Chordata; Mammalia; Rodentia; Muridae
Gene: Anxa9
Product: annexin A9
Exons: 12
Coding region: 11-1045 (344 amino acids)
Cellular component (GO): cytoplasm
Molecular function (GO): calcium ion binding; calcium-dependent phospholipid binding
Source: RefSeq, a predicted model, not a curated record